Meloidogyne enterolobii is the source of this 4644-nucleotide messenger RNA. NCBI's taxonomy places the organism in Eukaryota, Metazoa, Nematoda, Chromadorea, Rhabditida, Meloidogynidae. The record is from the annotation of a GenBank genome assembly.
AUGGACACGAGUGGCCAAAUGCAGCUGUUGCAGCUGAGCGCAGAUGAAUUGCGAAAAUCUUUACCCCCAACAAUGUGUGAACAACAAAUUGGUAGGGAUGUAUUAGAUCAACUCAAUCAACAAUUACAUGAAAUUGAAUCUCGUGUCCAAUCAGCUUUGCUACGUGCUUUGCAAUAUAGGCAAGAUGAAGACGAAAAUAUUCAAAUAAAUGAGGAGGAGGGGAGGAAAGAAUUGUGGCAACCUGAGUUUGAUGUUGCGAAUGUAUCUACUUCUAGUACAGCACAACAAAUUUUUGUGCCAUAUCCAUCAGAAGAACAACAGUUGGAGACAAAAUAUAAAGUAAAUAUUGAUGGAAUAGCCUCAACCUCGGAACCUUUGAAAGAAUUUUUAGGGGAUGAAUAUAUCGAGGAGAAAAAAGGAGGGAAUAUUGGAACAAGGCAAAGAACGGGGGCCAAGCCAAAAGAAGGUCAAAGAAUGGGAGAAGAAGAAAAAGAUGAAGAGGAGGAGGAUGAGGAGGAAGGGUUUAAAUCGACCACUACUGACCACCAACAACAACGGCGAAGAUGGCGAACUGCCGCUGCUGCUGCUUUGGCACCGCCUUCACAAAUAGCCCAACAAAAAUCAUUUUUACCUCCAACAGAAAAAAUGAAAAGUGAUGGCCAACAAUUUUUAUUAAAAAGGCAACAAAAAAUUGGAGAACAAACUGGAGGCAUGGAUCAAUUUUACAUUAGUUUAAAUAUAAUGGAAGAUUAUAUUGAACAACAACAACAAUUAAAUUCCUUGCCGUAUGAAACUUUUACUGAAAAAGCUGAAAUAUUGAAGGAUUUCGAAAUGGAAUUAAAACGUGGGGAGCAACUUUUAAAUGAACAUUUAAUGACAAUGGAAGUAGGAGAAAGUGAGCAUGUUAAAGCCAGAAUAUCCUCAUUGAGGAGACAUUUUGAAGAAAAAAAGUCUGAAUUAGAAAGUCGUCGAGAAACAAUAAGGGCAUUAGAACAGCAUUAUUCUCAAUGUGAGCAAAUGUUGGAUGAAUUAGCUAAUAUUUGUAAAGAACCAAGAAUACGACUAAAGGGAGUACGGUUACCAAAAAAUGAAGAAACUGAAGAGAGUGAAAGAAUUAAUCUGACAGAAUCACGUGAUUCUUCUCCUGACCUAGAUGAAUUGGAAGCAGCCCAAGCCCAAUUAGAGAAUUAUUUACCACCUAUUGCUGUUCGUCUUCAACAAAUCCAAAAUAGAUUAAAUGUUUUAAGUGAACAUCUUUCUGCCGCUGCCCACAAUAAAUUUCAACAAAAACUUCGUCUUUUAGUUGAGGAUUUUAAUGAAAGGACAAAAGAAGUUAGAAUUAAAAGAGAUCAAUUAGAAAUUCGUUUAGCUGACCAAACACAUUUAAAACAAUUACUUGAUGAUUUGGAAUUUUGGUGUGACGAAAGUGAAGCUAUUUUAGAAACAGUUGAACAAAUUGGCCCUUUAAAUAUUUUAAAAAUAGAAAAAGAAGAGGAAAAUAUACAAAAAAGAUAUUAUUCAACAGAAACAAAAUUAGAAUCAUUCCGUCAAUUGGAAAGGCUAAAAGAUAGAUUUGCUAAUUUAGUUAGUGUUGAACCCCAAGUUAAACAUGAAGUAAGGAGGGAUGUUGCUAAUCUUGGAAAAAGAUUGAGUGAUGUUCGUAUAAAAUUAAAAGAAAGAAUGGAUAAUUUAUUAGCAGAAAAAUGGUCAGCAGAUGAAUUAUGGAGGGAAUUUGCAGCUUUAAAGCAAUGGGCAGAGGCGGCAGAAAAACAAAUUUAUGCUGUUGAAAAUGCAAAAAUUUUUAGGCCUUCUCUAGUUAAUAUAGAGAAUUUGGCCGGAAAAUUAAGUGAAAACCGGUUAGCAUUACAAAAUAUACAACAACGAUUAAAUCAACAGGCUGCGGUUGUACAAAAUGAAGGAAAAAAUAUUGGAGAAGUGGAAAAGGGGAAUUUAAAGCUUGUCGAGAAUUUGCUUAUUAAAUUUGUAAGUAUUGAACGGUCUGUUGACCGCUUACUUGAACAAAAAGCAGCAGCUUCUGAAGAAAAUUCAAGUGAAGAAGAAGAAAUUGAGAAUUUAUAUAAUAAAAUGGAUGAAACUAAAGAAAAAUUAUUCAAAAAAGAAGAAGGAGAAGAGGAGUUAAUUCAGAACCAACAAAAUGGUUUCCAUUCCCCUCUCGAAAAUUUUGGACAAGAAAAUGGACAUCUUAUUGAAUAUAGAACUUUAAGUACACAAAGCGAUGGAAGUGAAGAAAAUGUUGGGGAUGAAAAUAAUUUAAUUCAAAUAAUGAAUCCAGAAGGAGAUGACAAAGAAGAAGUUGAAAGGGAUAUUGCUACGUCUGUUGAUCUUUCUGAUCAGAGUUUGAUACGUCAAGCACUUGGAAAAAUGCAGAAUUUUGUAGACGAUAUUCAAAUAAACCAAUUGGAGAUAAUUAAAGUACUUGACGAGGCCAAAGAUAAAUUAAUUAUUGAAAGAACACAAAUUUGUUCAGCAGAAAUGGAACGAAUUCUUGGAUUGUGUAAACGUCGGAAAGGGGAUUUACAAAAACUUUUGGAACAGUGCAGACUUUGGGAACAAUUGCGUGCUUCUCUAGAGCUUUGGCUAAAUCAAGCAAACGAAAAAUUAACUUCUGGUGGCCGUGUUAUUGGUUUAAGUGAUGAAGAACUCUCUGAACAAUUGGAUUUAAUUAAUCAAUUAACUGCUGAAUCUGACCAGUGGGAAGAAAAAUUGAGAGAAAUGAAUAGAAUAUCCAAUCAAUUAUUGGAAGUAUAUAGACGGGAUGAUGGCCAUAAUCUUAGCCAUUUAAAUAGCAAAUUAAAUACUCAAUGGGCUAAAUUUAAUGAUCAAUUACGUAUUCGACGUUCUGUUAUUGAAGCAGCACAGAGAUCUCGUUUUGAUUUUCAAACAGCUUUGGGACAUUUUCAGCAAUGGAUGCAAAUACAAUGUUUAAAAUUACAAAAAUUAGCUAAUGAGACAGAAAAUCAACAAAAACUUAAAGAUACCGGACUUAGAAAUGAGUGGUUGGGGAAAGAAAAGUCGGCAAAUAUGGAAAUAGAUGCACAUAGAGAAAUGAUGGAAUCAGUUAAAAAGAUGGGGCGUAAAUUAUUAGAAGAACAACAACAAGAAUUGUUAAAUUUAGAUAAUAAUAAUGAAAUAAUAAUUAGUAAUGUUGGAACUGAAAGAGAAAUUUUACUUAAACGUGUUGAAAGUAUUGAAAGUGAAUGGAAUGCUUUAUUAUCUUUACAUAAAAUUAUUAAAGAAAGAUUAGAAAAUGCACAGGAAGAAUGUGAUCGUUUAAUUCAAUCGCUUUCUGAUUUUCUCUUUUGGGUUGAUCAACAACGCAAAACUAUUGCCAAUACACAGCCAGUUGGGGGUGAUUUGAAUAGCGUGGAGAGACAAUGUGGAAUUCUUCGAACAAUUCAAAGGGGUAUUGAGGCUAGAGAACAGCCUGUAGAAGAAUGUAUUAAAUUAGCACAUGAGUUUUUAAUGCAACAUAAUCUCCGGCCUCCAAUACAUCACCCUUCUCUAAUGGCUCAACCACCUGUUGAUCCAUAUAGCCCUAAAACAGAAGCAGAACGUGAAGAACGCCGUGUUGGGCAACAAAUAAAUUCUGAUUCUAAACAGUUACAAGAAAAUUGGGCAAUUUUAAAAGAAGAAUUAACUAUUUGUUAUCAAAAAGUUGCCGAUACUCACAAAGAAAUGCAAGAAUUAGAUCGUUCAAUGGCUGAGGCACUUCUUUCAAUUGGCACAGUGGAAGGGGAAAUACAAACAAUGAGACCUGUUGAAAAUUUAUUGUUAGAGGAUUUAAAUUUAGAAAAAGUUGAAUGUCUCGAAUUUCGCCAAAGAGUUCAUGAAGCGGGUACUCAUGUUGAUGAUGUUAAUAAUUGGGCUAGUAGUAUUCAAGCAAUGGGAAUUGAAUUAAGUGAUCAAUUAGAACAUCAUAUAAUUGCAAUUAAUGAAAGAUAUGAAAAACUUAAAAGAGAUAUUGGGUGUAGAUGGGCAGCACUUGAAAGGGCUUUAAAUGAUUUUGGACCAGCUAGCGAGAAUUUUCUUGUAGAUUUGGUAGAUCCUCCUUGGCAACGUGCAAUUUCUACAACAAAUAGACUUCCUUACUAUAUUGAUCAUAGUGCAGAGCACACACAAUGGGACCAUCCAGCAAUGGUUGACAUACUUGAAAGCCUUUGUUCUUUCAAUCAAGUAAAGUUUAGUGCUUAUAGAACUGCUAUGAAGUUAAGAGCUCUGCAAAAACGGCUUUGCUUGGAUUUAAUUGAUUUGGCUGAUUUAAAUAUGCAGUAUACAAAACAUCUUUCUAAUUAUGCAGAUGAAAAAAGAAUUCAAGUUGAGGAUGUAAUCCAAUGCCUUUUACCUCUUUUUGAAAAAGCUCAUGAAGAAAGACCUGCUUUAGUUCCAAAUGUUUCUUUAGCUGUUGAUUUAACGCUUAAUUUACUUCUAAAUAUUUUUGAUCCAUGUAGAGACGCAAAAAUGCGUGUGCUUUCGUUUAAAAUUGCUCUUGUUGUUCUUUGUCAUGCAACUUUAGAGGCUAAAUAUACUUAUUUAUUUCAUCUUAUUUCUAAUAAAGAUGGAGUUGAUCAUAAACGACUUGCUGUUCUUUUUUAUGAUCUUAUACAUGUUUGUGUUUAUUUUUAA